This is a messenger RNA of Amphibalanus amphitrite, 2748 nucleotides long. RefSeq lists its product as uncharacterized. The record is from RefSeq and is a predicted model, not a curated record. Lineage: Eukaryota; Metazoa; Arthropoda; Thecostraca; Balanomorpha; Balanidae. Bases 1 to 2496 code for a protein of 831 amino acids. The transcript has 2 exons.
AUGGGAAAACAUUUAUACCUAGCUGCAGCUCUUACUUUAACAAUCAUUGCUUCCUUCGGUCAACUUCUAUUUACUUUAACGUCUGAGCAGAAAAGUAUAGUACGACGCUUUGAAAAUGAGUCCAAGAAGCUCAACAACACAAGGAAUGCUGUCGUGUUCAACGAUGUAUGCAUAAAAGAAAACCUGCUUCCGAAAUAUGCAAAUGUAAAUAUCCACGACCGAGCAGUGCAGCAUGAGGAUUUUGUGACCGAUUUUCGAAGACGUUUGACAACUGAACAACUGUCACGCAAGAAGGAGCUACUGACAAAACAGAUUGAAAACGUUGCCAGAUAUAAAGCAGAUUAUGAUUCCUUAGAGGUUAACCAAGAACUGAAAGAAAGACUAGAUGAAUCACUUUUCGCAAUCCUACACGACCAUGACGAAUUAGCUAGAAGUCGUGUUCUGAAGAAGCUGUCACAUCUCUACAAGGGAGAUGUAGUUGUCCCCGAAAAAGGUCAGUGGUUUGUGAACCUUUCUUCACACACACUGACACCCGACCAAGAAGAAUUCCUUAAUUUGGGAAUAAACUGCCAUCACUUUCCCAAGUAUGACGCAGUCAAAAAGAAAACCGAGAUUGCAAUACUUUUUGAGGACUUAUGCAAGCUCAAAGAUGAAGGAAAGGUUCACCUGAAUUCUGACCUUCAGAGUGACCUCCAAGCGGAAUCAACGAAACAAAGACACCGAUCUAGCCGAGGUGUUCUCACACCUGCCCUCCGGAAUGCAGCACGCGAACUCCGUAACAACGACUCUAUUGUCAUCAGAAGAGCCGACAAGAGUGCAACCUACGUGAUCUUGGAUAAAGAAGACUACCUCAGCAAGAUUGACGACGUUCUCUCCGACAACUCGAAGUUCAAGCCAAUCAGACGAAACCCAACCGAAGCAUUGAAAUCGAAACUGAACCGGCUCAUCGACGCAGCAAACGCAAAAGUAGAUGAUGUUCAUUUCAGUAAGAUCAUUGGUGAGUACCGACCGGGCUACCUAUAUGGAAAUGUCAAAACGCACAAAGAGGGAAAACCAAUCCGGCCUAUCAUAUCCCAGAUUCCAUCACCGACUUACCAACUGGCUAAGAGGCUAAACGCACUGAUUUCGCCAUACAUCCCGACUGAUCACACCGUUCGCUCUACUGAAGACUUCGUGGACAUUCUUCGAGCCAACAAACCCAACGGUAUACUAGCAUCACUUGACGUCACCAGCCUGUUUACCAACGUACCAGUCAAAAGAACUAUCGCAAUCAUACUUGAUUAUGUGUACAACAGCAGUAUCGCGGCACCCAAGUUACCUAGAAACAUACUAGAGUCCCUUUUGCGUGCGUGCACUCUCGAGGUCCCCUUUAGAUGUCCCUCUGGCAAAAUGUACCACCAGGUCGAUGGCGUAGCGAUGGGUUCACCGCUCGGUGUCUUAUUUGCCAACGCAUUUAUGUGCCACAUCGAAAGUAAGGUCCUGAACGAAUGUGAACCGAAGCCCUUUAUCUACCGCCGGUACGUCGAUGAUAUUUUUGUAGACGUGCGCAGUGCAGAUGAUCUGGAAAUGUUGAGAGACAUGCUCCAAACUGAGUCAGGUCUUGCCUUCACUACUGAGCUCAACGUAAACAAGAAAUUACCCUUCCUUGACCUUAUGAUUCAUGCUAACGACAACGGCUUUGAUACAGAUGUCUAUGUGAAACCGACAAACAUGGGACGAUGUAUGAAUGCGAAUGGGGACUGUACUGAUACGUAUAGACGCGGUGUGAUUCGGUCGUACGUCAGGAGAGCCCUAAAAGUUUGUUCGACGUGGGAAGUGGCUCAUCGUGAACUGAAGCGAGUGAGGCAGAUGCUUGUCAACAAUGGCUAUAGUAACCGUGACUUCGACGACAUUUCACGUGACAUGAUUGACAAGUACAUGACAGCAUGCAACACCGACUCAAACACAGGACACAACCCCUGUAGCAACAUCGACAUAUACUACAGAAACACCCUCACACCAUCCUGGAAAAAAGACGAAAAGGCCAUGCGAGACAUCAUUUCGAAGAACGUGACACCGGCCCAGCCUGACCAUCGCUUACGAUUCAAAAUAUACUAUAAGUCUCCUCGCACCUCUUCACUCAUCAUGCGGAACAACAUGGAACAAACCACAACUCUACAACAGACCAACGUAGUAUAUCGUUUUCAGUGUUCUACCGGGGACUGCGCAACCCGUAACGUAUACUACGUUGGACACACGACCACAUCACUCAGCCGCCGACUGACAAUGCACUUACAAGACGGAGGACCUAAAACACAUCUUUCAGAGCACCACGGGAUUCGACUUACCAGAGACUUACUGACAGCAAACACCACCAUACUGGCACGACAAAACGACAGACGACGACUAGCCAUCACAGAGACCAUUAUCAUUCGAGACACAUCCCCGAUCAUCAACACACAUACAAAGACCCUGACGAACAUCCCUCUCUUUGACAGACAAAUGACUAACACAUAGGUUUACUGUGUGUACAUACGAGUAUGAUGUGCUUUAUUGUUCAUCUUCGUUCAUCUAGUUCGCCUCAGGCCGAAAUGCGAAACUUCUUUUGCAGAAACGUGGUGCCGAGUUAAAAACAUAAUGAUGUGAUUUGCAAUUUUGUAUAUAACUGUGACAAUUCAUGCGCGGCAUCUAUCGUUUAUAAUUUUGUACUGAUGAUGAUCAACGUUGAUCGAAAGCUUUACUUUAAAUAGACUAUUAUUCAACAAAGAA